GAAAACUUGAUUAGAUGACGGUAAUUGCAUUGCUUCUUUUGGAGCUGGCAGCAGCACAGAAGAGCCCUUCGCUUUACUCAGCCCAUUCUGGGGAGCAAGUACGAGUAUUGGUAGCUAGCUAGACUUUGUUGUAUUGUUCUCACAAUUUCUUACUUCCAUCAUACAAAAAUCGAUCACCCGAUCAGAUUAUUUAUACUGUACUAGUACUUCAUCAGACACACUUACGACGAUACCGUAGCUACUAAGAGCUAGCUAGAACAAUGAUCGGCAACAUUUACCGCAACAACAACCUGAACGGUUCGAGCCACUCUAGCAAAAGCUUACUGAAGAAGGCCGGCCAGAACGAGCAGAACGAUUAUCGGUCUCCGUUCAUGUACAUGCACGACGACUCGACGCGUACGUUGUUCGUGACGGACUUGGGAGGAGAUCAGUCCAUGUCGACGCAGUGCAACGGGAUCAGCAGUCACUCGAGACUCGAUGCCAAGAACUUGAAAUCCAGAAGACCUUCGGAUGGAGAGCUUAGCUCGACAUACACUGGCUCUUGGUGUUCUUCUUCGGAUGACGACGAUUCCAUGUCGGGGUCUUCCUUUGGAAACGAUUACAGCAUUGACUGCUCUCACACGAGCUUCCUCGUCGAGGACUCGGACGACCUGGAUGAACUCGAGAAAGCCCUGGAAAAAUUUGCCGCCAAGGAAGAGCGGGAUGCCGCUAAAGAAGCGAAAGAAGCUCAGAAACAAGCCAAGAAAGAAAAUCGUCGUCGUUCUCUCGAAGUCGAGCGCCCCGUUCAUGCGGCCAAAACCCCGGCCCGUCGCAGUGCUUCCGACUUGACCGAUUUGCGUAGACCUGAUUUUCUCAGCAAUGACAAUAAUGACGACGAGGGUCGCGGCGGUCGAAGAUCCAACCGCCGAAGGAACGGUGGAUCGGAUCAUGAUGACAACCGCUCAGUGGGGUCCAACAAGUCCCUGCCCUUGUCUGCAUUGGAACCGCAAAAUCAAAAACCAAAACCAAAGACAUUAUCCGGCUCCAAUCGCUCCCUCAUGAGUAUCUGCCCGGUCAAGGAUCAGCUCGAACAGGUCUUUGGGGACACGUCCGUUAUCAAGAAUGUCAACUGGGACAACUACUUUGACGAAGAACACCAACAAGAAGCGGGAUCCCUGACGGACGAACUGGAAAAGGCCAUUCGCUCCAAAAAGGUCAAACGACUCCAACGAUUGCACAAGCGAGGCGUCUGUAUGAAUGCCAGAAACAAACAGGGAGAAACCGUCGUCAGCCUCGUCUGCCGCACGGGAAGUGCCGAAAUGCUCAUGUAUCUCAUGACGGAAGCUAAAGUCACGGUCCGAGUCAGAGACAAGGCCGGCAAGAAUCCUCUCCAUGAAAUCGCAUGGUCGCCCAAGUUUGAACCAUGCAUUGCCAUGAUGCUCAUGUCAGACUCGCCGGAACUGCUUUGGGCUCCCGAUGCAAGAGGAUUCUUGGCGCUAGACUAUGCCCCCAAACGCUGCCAAGUCGAUUGGUACGAGUUCCUUGAACUCAAACAACAAAUGCUCAAGCUGUCGUUGCAGUUUAGCCGAUUCAAAGCAUCCAGUAUGGAACUUAACCGCAAUCAAGAGCGAUUGCGAAAGAUACUGGAAGAACAACUGCAAAGCAAAAGCAAAAACAAAAAUGACAACUAAAUAGUAUGCAAAUGUCAAGCAACGAACAUGGCAGUCGCCGCAUCAUGGAAUUCCUUUUGUACAAACUACUUCUACUUGGAAAGAAAAGAAAAGCAAACGCAUCCGCAGGCAAUUGCAAUUGCAACCAUGAACAUAAUCCUUGCCUACCAGUACUGUACCUACAUGUACAGCAAUGUCUAACUAGAACACAAUAAGUCCUCCGCUACAGCUCUAUACAC
This is a messenger RNA of Seminavis robusta, 1888 nucleotides long. NCBI's taxonomy places the organism in Eukaryota, Bacillariophyta, Bacillariophyceae, Naviculales, Naviculaceae. The record is from the annotation of a GenBank genome assembly.